AUGAAGAUAUGGUGGGACACAUCCGCAUUCCAGUCCGGCGAUGACAGAAAUAUUUCUUCACUUCUUAUCUGUGUAUCCCAUAUUGUUCCACUGGAGUUUUCAAAGUGGGGCCUCGAGGACUAUGCCGUGGAGAUUGGUGGAUUUGAGUGUUUGCAUUUUCAGGAGGUGGAUAGUAUCAUUAGGGAUGGCGAUGAAGUUGUGAUACGACCACUCUCAUCGCAUGAGAUCAAACAGCGACGACUCUCGGGUAGACGUCAAAUUAGCACGUCAGGCCGGAAACUAAUCGACGGCACUCCUUUUGGUCGCACCUUUCUUCGGCCAGCGCCGGAUCGACCAGCCCUAACAGCUCGGCCGGCCAAAAGGAGAAGAACUGAAGAUGAUUCAAUUGCAGCUGAACUUGAGCCCGAAGACAAUGAGAGCUAUACUGAGGAAGACGAGGAAACGGAAAUGGAGUAUUCGAAUUCAGAAAAUGACGACGAGGCCGUGAAGGAACGACAAAUUAUUCCAGCGAGGAGGAGUCUGAUACAAAAUAGGAAGUAUCCGGAUGAAAACUCUGCAAAUAUGGAGCAAUAUCAUAACCCUUUGAUGGAUCUCUAUUGUAAAGAAACAAUCAACCCCGGGACAGAACUUAACAAGGAAGAGGAAUUGAAGAGAACUAGAGAGGGAAGGAGCCCAAAUUUUGAGGAAGAGAAAGGAAGCCCAACAAACGCGAAAAAAUUAUCCGCUGCAGAAAUCUUAACUGCCGAUGUUGACUCUUCUGACUCAUCCGAUGAUGAUUACGAUCCUAGAGAAUCUUCAGAUUCAUCGUCAGACGGGGAUGAUGAACACGAGGAUGAUCAGGACGAAGAUGAGGACGUAGAUGGGGACGAAAGCAGAAUGGAAAGGGCCAUGCCCAUAGCGAAAAAGCCUACAACCCAAGAAUUCAAAAUUUCCGAUAUAAUAGCCCCCUCAGAAGAUGAAUCGUCAGAUAGUGAUUUCGACCCACAGGCGGUUACUGCCGAAGUUCAAAGCUCAGACGAGGCAUACAGCAGCCCGGAGCCGUCGGAGGAGGAGGAGGAGGAGGAGGAGGAGGAUGGGGCAGAUCUCCAACCCAGAAAAGAAGUACCAAAAUUACAAAGACAGGGGUCCUGUGUUCAUUCCUCUAGUUCGUCUAGUUCGUCUAGUUCGUCCAGCUCCCCUGAACCACGGAAAAAAGUAGCCUCGCAUCGAUCGUCGAGCUCGCCUAGUUCAUCUAGUUCAUCUAGUUCAUCUAGUUCAUCUAGUUCAUCUAGUUCAUCUAGUUCAUCUAGUUCAUCUAGUUCAUCUAGCUCCCCAGAGCCGCCGCAGAAGCUGCCAUGUCGCCCUAAAGGACCUCCCGUGGCAUCAGGGACCCUCCCAAACGAAGGCAAGAAAUCUACGAAGUUAAGAAACCAACGUAAAAAGAUGCAUAAGUUAAAAGAGAAGGGUAUGAUCCCAGUGGAUAUGGGUAAUGAGGGGUAUUUAGCCCGGGUUUCCGAAAAAUCAGCCGUUGAAGCAAAGCAAGUUAUGUCUGAAAGAGAUACUGAAAAAUUGACUCGCAAUGAGGUCUCUAACGGUGCCAAACGCCGCAAGCGAUAUAGAAAAAUAUACAACAAAGCAAGAAAGGCUGAAACCACUGAUCUGAACUUUGAGGAAUGGUACAAUGAAAGGGAAAAGAGGCGCCUCAUGGAAUUACAAAAGGGAACGGACAAUGGGAAGGACAUCGAUGGUGACACUACGAUGGAUCCUACAGACGACAUACCAGUCGAGGAAUCUUCUAAAGAAAGGCACAUCCCUGGCCGGCCUAGUGUAAAUAUCUCUGCUGCUCGGCGCAUGCUCCAUCACGAUCUUACUAUCACAAAAAGCCAAGCUGUAGAGAAGGAAAACAUGCGAAAGGAGUGGGUAGCUACACAUAAAGGCGACACAACCAACAAAAGGAAAGGCUUUGCAAGAGAACAGUUUGGGAAAAAGCCAAAAAAAAUCAUUUAUGAUGGAGAUGGGAACCCCAUUUCAGCUUCUAUAGAUACCGAAGAAAUCGUGCAGGAGGAAGAAGAUCCAGAUGCGUGGAGGAAAAGGCUAGCACUCACUGCAGUAGAAUGUGAGUGGGACAAUGUGGUACUCCCUGAACCGAGUUAUCCUUUCAAGCAGCCUCGGUUCCCUCUUGGUGAUGUUGUGGCAGGGCAGAAGAGAAAAAGAGGUGGUGGGAAGAAAAAGAAACAACAGGAUGAAUACGGGGCGCAAAAUGGCUAUGGGCAAAGCGACGGUUACUAUCAGCAGCAGCAGGAUUACGAUGAUUGGAACAAUCAUGACUACUACGAUGACACAACCUACCCAGCCAAAGAUAUAACUAUGGAGGGUCCGGUUUUCGUAGACGACCUCCCACCUCUCCCAGCGGAUUUAUCCACUCUUCAUCCACUCUCAAAGCCGGUUCUCCCAGGAACGGUGCUUGCCUUUAAACAGUUCACAAUGGAUAAAAACUACACGCCAAUAAUCGCUGACUACAAAACUGCCAUUGUUGAAGAUGUCAUUGACGAACCAGAUGGCCCGUUGCUUGUGAUGAGACUAGCAAUCAGAGAUCGUAUGGAGAGAGAGGUGGAUAAAACGACCGGCGAGAAGGUCUUGAGGAAGUUCGAGAUGCCUGGGGAUACCAGAUCCGAUGAGGGGAAGGAGGAGUUGAUGUGGGGGGAGCUUAUCCAGCCAUUGUUGGUGAAGUUGCCCGAAGGUGCAAAGGCAAAUUCUAAUGAUGAAACAAACCAAAAAGUAGACGGAAAGGGCGCGAACGGAGAUGGGGACAAUGCUUCUCUGGAUCGUGCGGACGGAGCUGCAGAUGGAGACGACAAUGGAACGGAGGAAGCAAUGGAUGAUGCCCCAAACGGAGAACCAGAUGAAGCGGAAAGGGGUGGUGAAGAACCCACCUCUGGACAAGGUGAUGUCCAGAAUGACGAAGAGCCAACCUCUGGGCAAGUAACUUACCAAACCGCCACCGAAGCGGCAGGUAAAACUAGCCCCACUCUUUCCGAGAGAAUCGCAGCAACUCUAGAAGCGGAAGAAGAAGCAGCUCUUUUAGAGGAACUUGCCGCAGACAUGGCAGUGGUCACAGAUGAACAUGCAGCUUCCCAAGAGGCGGUGGAUACACAGCUGCCAGAUGCGCAGGUCACAAACUCUCCGAAAUACUCCUACUCCUUUCGUGAACUCAACACGCCUGAGCCAGAAGCACAGGUAGUCGACACUACAGCAGCAGCACCUGACACUCCUCCGUCCUUGGAGGCCCAUAGCGCGCAGCAAUCUGUCUACGAUUCCGACGACUCUGACUGUCUUCCAAGUCUCGAACAUAUGCUUUCCCACUCACAGCGAGCAUCAGUCAAGAUUGAAGCCUCAACUCAAGAUGAACCGCAACUCCUACCAUUGCCUGUGUUCUCACCGUUCGGAAUGAAAACAAGUUCGCGGGAGGAGAAGUCAUUGGAUGAACGGCAGAUUCAGCACGAGGUUGAGGGUGCCAAGGGAGUGGGCAAUGGUCUAAAGAAGAUUACUGUCAAGAGUGGAGUUACUCAAAGUCAGGUACAGGUUAUCGAUCUAACAGCCACUAGCAGUGAUGCAGAGGAGAUUCAGAGAAAGAAGAGAAAUAGGAGAGGGGAAAAAAAUACUGGGAAUGAUGCGUGGAGGGCUGUCAGGAGCUAG
Molecule: messenger RNA, 3675 nt
Organism: Morchella importuna
Lineage: Eukaryota; Fungi; Ascomycota; Pezizomycetes; Pezizales; Morchellaceae
Exons: 3
Coding region: 1-3675 (1224 amino acids)
Source: RefSeq, a predicted model, not a curated record